This is a messenger RNA of Phaedon cochleariae (mustard beetle), 798 nucleotides long. The record is from the annotation of a GenBank genome assembly. NCBI's taxonomy places the organism in Eukaryota, Metazoa, Arthropoda, Insecta, Coleoptera, Chrysomelidae.
AUGCAGCGCGAAAAAUUUUUGGAAGCAAUGAAGUCUAAUUUAAAUCCAUUCAGCACACAACUGGAUAAAGACUGUUUAUAUAACAUCAAAACAGGAAAAGCGGCACCAGACAACGUAACAAACUUUUUACUCAACAUAUUAAAAGACGGAAAAGAGCUACGUGAAAAUUUUAUAGCUGAGUGUUCCGAAAAGACCGAUCGUUUUGACAAACCAAUUAAAAAACGGAAGAUUUUCAAUUUUGCAUCCAUUGCUACAAAAAAGAAAGUGAAAGUUGGUAAUAAGGUACAAGAAGUAAGAAUGCAACGAGACACUUUUGGCCGUUUAUUAGCGCUCGCAAUGAAUCCUGAUUAUGAAGUUGAUUUGGCUAAAGCUCUCUCAUAUCCUUUGACACCACUCCCGAUGUCACUUUGCCACUUCGAUGGCACCAUAUGCAAGACUAAUAAAUCAUCAUUGAUGAACUUGCUGGAAGCAGAAGUAGAAAGUGAAGGACCGCCGUAUGUCGAUGUCGUUUUAUUAGACGGUUUUUUUAUUCUGCACAUGAUGAAAGAUGUACCUAAAUUAUUUGGAAACAUUGCCAAGAAAAUAAUGCAGAUCAUAACAAAAUACAAAGGUCAUCGAAUCGACGUGCUUUUCGAUCGAUAUUCUCACCCGUCCAUUAAAGAUUAUGAACACGACUUACGCCAAGCACAUUCAAAUACUUAUGCAAUCACAGGACCAGAACAAGCUCGGCCUAAUGAUUUUAUGAAGGAGUUGCAGAAUGCCAAUUUCAAGGAAGCCCUAGUUUAUUGGGCAAUAUGA